AUGGGUGAUAUAACACUUGCCAGGCACAGGCUCCUGUUUCGCUGCAGCUUCUCAUGCAACCCCUGGUUCAUCAGAGGACUGAUUCAAGUUUGUCUCGUUGGAUCAAUAGAAAAGCUAGGUUCACUUGCCAGCAUCGUUGGAACGUUCAACAUGGAAAAAGAAGAAAGUGUUGCAGGGUCGCAGACGGACGAAAGCCAAAGCCGACAAGCACCAAUAUGUGCAAGUGUUCUAAGGUCGUCACCUUGCCUUCCUGACAACAAAGCAGAAGUGGACGCAGUGGACAUUAGCGUGCCGCAAGAAUAUUCUGUGGACGAUUUGUGGUACAGAAUGGACCAUGAGCAGACUGGUGGAAGGCGCGGAAUAUGUGACAUUAUAAAAUGCGGGGAAGGAGCGGGAACCCAAAAGGAUAUUGAGAUGAUACGAGACGUGUUUCACAGAACCCUUGGCUUUGUCGAUCCGCCGGACAACCCUAAAGGAUCAUCGCACACAGAUAUUGCAUGCCGCUUUCAAACAUUGGCGCGCACGGACGAUUCACGCUCAGAAUGCUUCGCCUGCUUCGUGUUGGGUCAGAAGGCGAAAGAUAUCUCCUCAUGCAACGAUGUCCAACAAAUUAUAAAAGGAAAGAUCUACCCUCAUUUCAACAGUAAGGCUUGCGAGUGGCUUUCUGGCAAACCCAAACUAUUCUUCUUCCAGCCUCAGAACAUCAGUUCUCUCAUGUUCAACAGUUGCCGCUUGCAUCGAUCCCUGUUGUAUGAAUGUGUGUAUGAGUGA
Molecule: messenger RNA, 771 nt
Organism: Ornithodoros turicata
Lineage: Eukaryota; Metazoa; Arthropoda; Arachnida; Ixodida; Argasidae
Exons: 7
Coding region: 1-771 (256 amino acids)
Biological process (GO): proteolysis
Molecular function (GO): cysteine-type endopeptidase activity
Source: RefSeq, a predicted model, not a curated record